AUGAGAGAUACUCGAGAUGGCGAAGCAGUGCGAGGCGGUACUGUCGCCGUUUUCGCCGUUGUCGCCAGUCCUUUCGUUGAUACCGUCGUCAAAGAACCCUCGCACAACUUGGAUUAUAGGAAGGUUGACGACCUGGACGACCAUCAUUCUAGCUCGAACGUUCCCUCUCUUCAAUUAUCCCAUCUCGCCGUCGACGUCAAACCCCACAAGCUAAUAUUAACUCUGCUCGAGGUUUCACCCCGUUCGCCAGCGCUGUUUUAG
Molecule: messenger RNA, 261 nt
Organism: Marasmius oreades (fairy-ring Marasmius)
Lineage: Eukaryota; Fungi; Basidiomycota; Agaricomycetes; Agaricales; Marasmiaceae
Exons: 1
Coding region: 1-261 (86 amino acids)
Source: RefSeq, a predicted model, not a curated record